AUGCGCACUGCUGUAGCUUUGUCAUUGACUUUCGGUCAACAAUUCAGGUCGGUGUUGUUGGAGCCAUGUCCGCUUGCAUCCUUCCCCCUUCAAUCCCCUGUCCGUCCCAGUUGGUGUACAAACAGCCAAAGCCGAAUGUGCGAUGUCUCCUCUUUGACGAGGAGGGCAACACUGUUGACCAGAGCGUCUCCAAGAGCGGCAUCCUCGUUCUGGCUGUCGACAAGGACGACCCUAUCAAGGACCAUCCCAACUUCACCACCGCCAAUCCGAACGACAAGUUGGCUUCGUUUGGCUUCCUCAGCGACGGCUCGCCCCGUGUCUGCACCAUGGACUGGGUCGAAAUGACUGGCGAGAGCGAGUUCACUAUCAUUGGGAGAUUCGGCCAGAAGGUCAAGGUCAACGGCGUCUAUGUCGACCUCAAUGCCCUCGAGGAAAUGGUCAACCAGGACCUCAGCGAGCACGUCGCCGACUGCAUCUUCAUCCAGACCUCCGAGCUCAAGAUUGUGAUGCUCUAUGUCCCCCAGAAAGGCUCCACCUUCAACGCGGCGCCAGGAGAGAUCGUCCAGAUGACCGAAAACCUGUUUGCCCUCAAGAACGUUGCCAAGGUUCCCAUUCGCAACUGCCUGGAGCUGGAGGCGUUCCCCUUCAACGACUCGGGCAAGCGCGAUCUCAAGAAGCUCAGGCACAUCGCCGAGAACAUCGAUAGCUAUGGCAAGUCGGUCCAGUACCCAUCUCUCAUCAUCGAGGACACUCCCCUGUCCCGCACUGCCGCCAAGAUAUCCACACUUGGUAGCCAGAUCCUCGACAACCCUGCCCUCGACGGCCGCAACUACUACAUCGGCGGUGUCGGCUUUGACUCGCUGAGUGUCGUCCGUCUGGCCCUCGCCAUCAAGAACGAGUUUGAUGCUGAGAUCUCGCCGAUGAUCCUCCUGUCGAACGGAAUGACGCCGACUGAUGUCGCCCAGCUGGUUGUCGACAUCCAAGCGAGCAGACCGGGGACUCUGCCGAUUGUCGAUCUGGCUCAGGAGGUUGCACGGCUCGACGAUGCGAGUGUGACGGCUGAGGGUCUCCCUCCGUUUGUGUUUCCCGAGCCGUUCGAAGGGAUUGUGCUGACUGGUGCCACUGGGUUCCUCGGCGCAUUCCUGCUGUAUGAGCUAGCCCACAAAUUUCCCAGUGCCAAGAUCUACUGCCUGGUCCGAGCCCCGACCGAGCAGGUGGCUGUCGAGCGCAUCAUCAGCACGGCUCAGAAGUUGGUCCUCGAUCCGAGCCAGAGAGCCUUCCUUGACCACAACCUCAAGUCUCGACUCGUUGGACUGUGCGGCGAUCUGUCGAAGAACAAGUGGGGACUCUCGGACGAGCGAUGGAAGGAGAUCAGCGAGGAGACCGACAUGAUUGUCCACUGCGGCGCCGAGGUCCACUGGCUGUUUGACUAUCUCCAGCUCAAGGGACCCAACGUCCUCGGCACAGCGACGGCACUGAGACUGGCCACAACCCACCACCUGAAGCCGCUGCACUACAUCUCGACCAUCGGCACGAUCCCGAUGGCCAAGAAGGCAGACAAGCCGCUCGAGGAGACGAUCUACUCGGCCUGGAACAUCUCUGGCGGCUAUUCGCAGACCAAGUGGGUCUCUGAGCAACUGAUCAACAAGGCACGAUCGAGGGGAGUGCCAGUGACGAUCAUUCGUCCAGCCGUCAUUGCUGGCGACAGCCAGUACGGAGUGUCCAACUCUGAUGACUACAUCUGGCGAUAUGUCAAGGGAUGCAUUCAGCUCGGCGUUGCUCCCUCGCACGCCACUCCUGUCACGAUGACCAUGGAUCCCGUCGACCAUGUCGCCAAGGUGGUUGCCGAGAUUGCCGGCUCGGAGGAGUCCCUGUCCAAGUUUGUGUUCCACAUCAGCGACUCGGAGCACAGUGCCCUCACUGAGACCAAGCUGUUCGAGAUUGUCAAGGCUUUUGGCUGGACUGUGCUGUUCGAGUCCCACGAGCAGUUCAAAGAGGCCUUCCACUCCCAUCCCGCCGCCGAGAGCAACGCCCUGUUCCCGCUCAUGCACAUCAUGAUGGACAUGUCUGUCAAGCUCGACAACGCCAACACCCGCUCGAUCUACCCGACGCCCGGUGUCUCCGCCACGGUGCUCGCCAAGAAGUGCCUCAGCUACCUCUACCAUGUCGGCUUCCUCCCCAAGCCCGAGAAUCCGUCGAGCGAGCUCAAGGACGGAGUGUAUCCAGAAAUCGGCAUCUUUGUCCGCACCGGCCGCAACUGAUCAGCAGGACGAGAUCGCUGGAUAUCCACCCAUCGCUCCGAUCGAAAGCCUUCGAGUGCAUGUCCUCGAGCCGAAUCGAUGCCUGUGUCGGAUCUCGAGAUCGAACCUGAUCAAGCCGUUCUCGCAUGCUGGUGAAAGCGACUCGGUUCAGCUCCAUUUUCUGCCCAUUGUGCUGUUCUAUCUCCUUGCGUUCUCGGUCUCCGUCUUUCUAUGAAUUGCAGUUCGUCUCGGCGUCUCCUAUCCAGUGUCGCCGCUCAAUUCUAUACAUCCGGUUGAGUCUGUGAUAGCUGCC
Messenger RNA from Polychytrium aggregatum, 2553 nucleotides. RefSeq names its product male sterility protein-domain-containing protein. NCBI's taxonomy places the organism in Eukaryota, Fungi, Chytridiomycota, Chytridiomycetes, Polychytriales. Bases 66 to 2261 code for a protein of 731 amino acids. The record is from RefSeq and is a predicted model, not a curated record. The transcript is spliced from 4 exons.